UUGUUUGACAAAAUUACCACUUUGACUAAUCGAAAAGCUUAAAAGAAAAGGUACUUUGAAAAGAUAACCAAUAUGGCGGAGGAGUGUAAACAUUCCAAGAGAAACGUAAAAUUUAUUGUAUUUUGAAUCCUUGGAACUCAGUGAAUAUAAUAUAAAACAAAAUGACUUGGAGGGGAUUAGAAGGUGAAGAUCUUAAAAAUAACAUCCGACAACUAAUUAUUGAUUUUGAGCCUCAUAUCAGAGAAGCAGGGAAUUUUGAAUUAGCAGAGGAGACCUUAAUUCAUCUAGAAGAAAGUGAACAACAUUUCCACAGAUUUGAGUUUGUUAAACAACUGAAAAGAAAGAUUGAUGAAGCUUUAAGUCCAUUGAUUGAGGAUGAAAUUGAGAAAUUUGCAAUGGCUGGCCAGGUUGACACCUCAGGUCAAGAAACCCUCGUCAGCAAGAUUACCCAAUCUGUGAUUCAUUCAAAACCUUACUGUGACAUGUCCAAGAAGAUGAAAAGAUACUUAUCUGAAGCUGUUGAAGACUUAAUUAAAAAUUUUGAUGCUGAAUUUGGAUCAGGAAAACACAAGGAAACAUCAGAUCCCCUCCACUAUCCUCGACACAGUCACCAUUUGGACAGUGAUGAGGAAGAAUCAUCAUGUGACAGUUCAUUUAAUCAGGGUAUGCUUCUGAUGCCAAACAGUGAGGAGCUGCAGACAGUAGCAGAUAAACUUCACAAAAACAGAGACAUUCAGUCCAGAACAGAAGCCAUGCAGAUCUUGAAUCAGAACAUGCCAGCAGACUUCAUUAAUAGUGAUUACUGGCCACAGAUUCGUAAAAAUCUACUGGAUGUUAUGACUGAGCCCGAGGAUUCACUCACACACUUAUCUCUAAAGUUCAUAACUAGAGCUUUCAUGACCACAUCACCACAAACCAGAGAAAUAUACACACUGCUGGCUGAAUAUUUGAUUGGUCAGUUCCAAUCACGGCGAGGGACAAUACCAAAGAUCAAGAAUGGCCUUGACAUUACAAAUCCAGCAAUCACCAAACUAGUAAAGGCUUUUCGUUUAUUGAAUGAGUUCCAACAAGAAACAACAAAUUACUGGAUCCGUUAUCCAGACAGGUACCUUGAGGAGAUCCUGGAGAGCACAUUGAACCUGUUUUCCAUUCAUCAGAUGGGGGGACCAGUAGGAACCUCCGCACAGUUAUCUCCCAUACAUUUCAUCGCCCUCAUUGAUCCCAAGGCACAGUGGUUCAUUAAGUGGAUGCAUGGAAAUUACAGUCGUCACAGAUUACUGAAGUUGUUAGAAAAGUACAGACCAAUUGUUGUUAAUGCUGUUCGCCACUGCCUGGAUUUUUCUGCAAACCGCAAGCUUCCAUUUGAUCUGAUGAGUGACUUCUCAGAUUCCUUCACCAAGAUAACAGUAGGAGGAGGCAGAAGGAGUUAUUAUGCAGGAGCAGAGCUGGAGUAUGCCUAUUUCAUUCACUCUGUGUAUCUCAUUGGCCGUCUGCUGUGCUUUACAAAUGGCCGAAAAUUCUUCCCCAUAAAACUGAAGGAUUCAGAAGAGCCAGUGACCAUUAAGAAGCUCCUAGUUUCUCUGGUCCUAGUGGUGGUGGAUCCAAGUUCAUUUACCAUGCCCAGGGCCCAUAGUAUGUCCUACGAGCCUGCCUCCCUGGUGACCGAGAUUUUGAAGAUCCUGUGUAGCCACGAGCAGACGGCGGAGAUCUGUCUGUACAAGGACGAGAUCACCACCGCCCUCCUCUCACCUGUCUCACAGUUCCUGGACUCACAGUGUAACAAAACCGAGAGUGAAGGGGAGGAAGUAGAACAUAACACGCCAGGGGAGAGCACUCUGCUACACAUUGCAGACAUCGUGUCCAUGAUUGCAUCCAGUACCAAGGGGAGACGACACCUGAUGUAUGGGGAGGGGAAGAACAUGUUCACUCGCACAAAGUCUUCAGCAGCACAUAUCAUUGCCAAGUUCACAAAGAAAGCUCUGCUGGGUGAGAUCCCGAGGGACAGUAGCUCUGCGCCCUCAAAGAACGUGAUUGGGGCAUACCUGUAUAUCUGUAGACAGCUGUACAAUACCUGUGAGGGACUACUAGUGCUGUAUCAGUACGAUCUCCAUAACGUCAUUGUCAGGGUGUGGAAAGAGGCGGUCAAUGAGCCGGCUGUGUCUGUGACCCCCACUCCAUCAGAACACAGCUCCAGUGACUCCGACUCCAUUGUCACCACCAGGCACAGUGCACUGGAUAUCACCGCCUGGGAAGACAUCCUGAGAGAUAACCUGUUGAACUUUGCCAGCUCUGCCAAAGGCCUCCUAUUACUGCAGCAGACUGGAGCCAUGAAUGAGUGCAUGUCUUACAUGUAUGCCAGAUACGAGAAGAAAUUACAGGUCAGCAAGUGUGAGAAGUUUGGCUAUGGUUACAUGGUGACUCAAGUGGCAGCAACAGCCCCUGGCAUGAUUGCUCUGCAGAAAACUGGUUACAUUAAAUCCCUGAUAGCAGAAUUGUGGUCAGUGCUGGAGUGUGGAGCUUCAGACACCCCCCUCUUCACCCCCAAAAGUUGGUCUGUGGAUGCAAUAGAUAGAUCAUCUCACAAGCACUUGAUCAGACUGCUGAAUGUAUUGUCUGCCUUUCCUGCUGUAUAUGAGGUUCUGGCCAAUAAACCUCUCCCAUCUAGAGCAGAGUAUGGAUUCAGGGAAAUCCCCAAAACUAUAGUGGACUUUAUGGAUAGGUUAAUCAUAAUGGACUCAGAUGCCAAAGCCCAUUCUCUGUUUAAUUUUGAAGAGAGUCACACUUUUGGAUUGAGAGUGCUGAAUGUGAUGAUCUGCUGUCUGGACACCUUCCUGUUGUUGCAGUCUCAAUACAACUUCCAGGACAUCCUGUUGUCAGCCCAGGGCCACAACCACAACCUAAAAGAAGAGAUAAUUCUGGACAUGCUGUCCUUGGAGAGGAACCACAUCCUGGUGAGGUCCUACCUAAUUGGAGGUCCGUCUGAGAGGACCCUCCCACCCAGGUCCAUUGAUGAGAAAAAAAAGACAGGAGCCUUUUCAUUCCCUCUCUUCUCCUCUUACCCGGUCCCCAGAGAGUACAUUCCAAGCAUUGGGGGGAGGUCUACGGUUAAACAAGAGUCAGACAUGAAGAAAAAAGUUCUGGGUUUUUUUGCAAGUUCAGACAAUGACCUUGGAAAGUUCCUCUCUGCAAAGAAGCCAGAAAAAGGCCAGGCUUGGUUGGAUAAAUGUAAAACUCUUUUUUCCAAAAUGUUGAUCUCUAAACCUGAUUUACUGAAGGCAAAUAUAAUGCAGCAGUUGUUGGAGGUAGGGAUUCCCAUCAUGUCUAAACUCCAAGAUGUAUUCCCCUUGCUGGAGUAUACAGGUUCAGACAGUUCGUUGCGGGCUUUAAAACUAUCCCCACUUCAGAAAAAUGGAAUAAAAAUGGCCAUUAGGUAUGGUCUACACCUGAAAGUGAUCCACAACGAUGUGACAGAUCGCCUUGCCCAGCUGCUGAAGCAGUGCUCUUAUUAUCUACAACAACAGCAAAAACCAAUGGAAGUUUCCAUAGAAUAUCUCCACUCAUUUUAUGGGGGAUUUGACUGGUUUGCUGCCACCAUCUUUCUGAUGUUUGGAGGUAACCUGGAGAAAUCCUGGAAUUUCCUCCACAAGUUUUCCACCCUAGGUUGUUCUGGUUACCUCUGGAUUCCAAGACUUCACUGCUCUGUUCACUUGCCCUCUGACCUGAUGUGCAGUGGGAUUUCCCCCAUAUUCUCCAGCACAGGUCACAACAUUGAACUCAUCCUCCAGAUAGAACUCCCCCUGGUGGCCUCUGCAUUCAAAAUGUCUGGAUUCACUCCAGCUCAGAUUUGCUUCCAUUGGCUGAAGCAGUGUUUCUGGAACUACCUGGACUGGAAUGAGAUCUGUCAGUAUGUCUGUCUGUGUGUAGUGAUGGGCAUUGACUACCAGGUGUAUCUGUGCUGUGCCAUUCUGAAACAUCAGCAGAAAAACAUCAUGGAGCACAUGCAAACUCAAGACCUCAUUAUUCAUCUCAAGGAAGCCGCCAUCACAGGAUUUCGAAUAUCAAAUUACAUGACAUACAUGUUGGAGCUUGAGAAGAAAUACAGAGAUACCAUUUUCAGAGACAUGUUGAAUAUUACACGACCUUGACCCUAAAACAAAGAAACAAGGUCAAGGAGGACUCCAGUCAGAUAAAAACCCCUUAUAAAACAUCAUUUAGUAGCCAUGACCUAAUAUUUUCUUUAUGAAGAGUGUGCCAUUUGUGAUCCUGCACAAGGUUUGGGACAGGCAAAUCUAACACUGGAAUAUUGAAAUGAAUACAAUACAUGUAUUUGUUGUGAAUGUUGACGUCCAUUAGACCUCGGUACUUGGAGCAUCCAGAAUAUCUGUAUAUCAAUAUUAUAAUUAUUAAUUUAUCUUAGACCACUGUUUAAUGUACAGACAUUCAAAUAAUGAAGAAAAAACCAUCCAAACCAGCAUAGCUCCCUAAUAAAAAAAUUCAAGCUGAAAUUGCACGUAGUCCAUAACUUGUAAAUUGCAUACAUCCAAAUUUCACCUUUAUGUCGAUUUAUUUGAUGUCAUUUAAUAAAUCGGUGGGAUUUAAAAAUAAUUGAAUAUUAAAUAAUACAGGGGCGGAGACAGAAAUUUUCUGCUCCUUUUUCGUGUUUACAUGCUUUUGAAAUCAUUACAUACAUUUUGAUCUGUGUAUUUUUACUUUAGAUGCCGUCCAUUGUUUAUUUUUUACUUUUUAUUCAUUUUUGAAAGAUUUAAUUUAUUUUUAAUAAAGCUUUUAAAGGUC
This is a messenger RNA of Magallana angulata, 4794 nucleotides long. RefSeq names its product protein broad-minded-like. The transcript has 36 exons. Gene Ontology annotation, biological process: non-motile cilium assembly. The coding region runs from base 162 to 4145 and encodes 1327 amino acids. The record is from RefSeq and is a predicted model, not a curated record. NCBI's taxonomy places the organism in Eukaryota, Metazoa, Mollusca, Bivalvia, Ostreida, Ostreidae.